Molecule: messenger RNA, 6150 nt
Organism: Carlito syrichta (Philippine tarsier)
Lineage: Eukaryota; Metazoa; Chordata; Mammalia; Primates; Tarsiidae
Gene: PCNX3
Product: pecanex homolog 3
Exons: 34
Coding region: 4-5694 (1896 amino acids)
Cellular component (GO): membrane
Source: RefSeq, a predicted model, not a curated record
GCCAUGGGGUCGCAGGUGUUGCAGAUCUUGCGCCAGGGGGUGUGGGCCUCGCUCACCGGCGGUUGGUUCUUCGACCCGCACCAGAGCACUUUCUCCAACUGCUUCCACCUCUACGUCUGGAUCUUUCUGCUCACCUUUCCCUUCCUGCUGUACAUGGUCCUGCCCCCCAGCUUGAUGGUGGCUGGUGUGUACUGCCUCGUGGUGGCCGUCAUCUUUGCUACCAUCAAGACUGUGAACUAUCGACUGCACGCCAUGUUCGAUCAGGGCGAGAUCGUGGAGAAGCGCAACUCUACCAUGGGGGAGCUGGAGGAGGAGCCUGCUCAGGGGGACAGCAGUCCUCCCAGGGACCCUGGAGUGGAGAUGACAGUGUUCCGGAAAGUGAGUUCCACACCCCCGGUGCGCUGCAGUUCCCAGCAUUCCGUGUUUGGCUUCAACCAGGUCUCGGAGCUGCUGCCCCGAAUGGAGGACUCUGGGCCCCUCAGAGACAUCAAGGAGCUAGUACGGGAGCAGGGCAGCAACAAUGUGAUUGUGACCUCAGCCGAUCGGGAGAUGCUGAAGCUCAGCUCGCAGGAGAAACUGAUUGGAGAUCUUCCCCAGACACCCCCAGGGGCUGCCCCAGACCCCUCUCUCCCCAGCACGGACUCUUCAGAGCGGUCUCCCCUGGCUGGAGAUGGCGCUCCCUGGAGCGUGAGCAGUGUGGCUGACACUCCCAUGAGCCCCUUGCUCAAGGGGAGCCUCAGCCAGGAGCUGAGCAAGAGCUUUCUGACCCUGACCCGGCCUGACCGGGCUCUGGUAAGGACCAGCAGUCGACGGGAGCAGCGGCGGGGAGCGGGCGGCUACCAGCCCCUGGACCGACGGGGCUCAGGUGAGCCCAUGCCCCAGAAGGCUGGCUCCUCGGAUUCCUGCUUUAGUGGUACCGACAGGGAGACGCUGAGCAGCUUCAAGAGCGAGAAGACCAACUCGACCCACCUGGACAGCCCCCCCGGGGGACAGGCCCCCGAGGGCAGUGACACAGACCCACCCUCUGAGGCUGAGCUGCCAGCCUCACCAGAUGCUGGGGUCCCCUCAGAUGACACGCUGCGUUCCUUUGACACAGUCAUCGGAGCAGGGACGCCACCGGGCCCGGCUGAGCCACUCCUGGUUGUGCGGCCCAAGGACUUGGCCCUGCUGCGGCCUAGCAAACGGCGGCCGCCCAUGCGAAGACACUCUCCACCUGGCCGUGCCCCUCGACGACCCCUGCUUGAGGGGGCAGGCUUCUUUGAAGACGAAGACACCAGCGAGGGCAGCGAACUGAGCCCGGCCUCCAGCCUCCAAUCACAGCGUCGCUACAGUACUGACAGCUCCUCUUCCACUUCCUGCUACUCCCCCGAGAGCUCCCGAGGUGCAGCAGGGGGGGCCCGGAAGCGGCGGGCGCCCCACGGGGCUGAGGAGGGGACUGCUGUGCCCCCCAAGCGGCCCUACGGGACCCAGCGGACGCCCAGUACUGCCAGCGCCAAAACACAUGCCCGCGUGCUGAGCAUGGAUGGGGCAGGGGGUGAUGUCCUGAGGGCGCCCCUGGCUGGCUCCAAGGCCGAGCUGGAGGCCCAGGUAGGGGUUGAGCUAGCUGUCGGCGAGCCUGCUUUGCUGCCUGCCGAGGCCCGAAGGGGACCUGCCGCCAACCAGCCUGGCUGGCGGGGGGAGCUGCAGGAGGAAGGUGCUGUGGGGGGAGCAGCCGAGGAGACCGGCCGGCGGGACCGCUCCAGCAGUGUGAGGCGGACCCAGGCUAUCCGAAGGCGUCACAAUGCGGGCAGCAACCCCACUCCUCCAGCCUCCGUCAUGGGCUCGCCACCCAGCAGUCUGCAGGAAGCUCAGCGGGGCCGCGCGGCCUCCCACUCACGGGCUCUGACGCUGCCCUCUGCCCUGCACUUCGCCUCUUCUCUGCUGCUCACCCGGGCCGGUGCCAAUGUGCAUGAGGCCUGCACCUUUGACGACACCUCUGAGGGCGCUGUGCAUUAUUUCUACGAUGAGAGUGGUGUGCGGCGUUCCUACACUUUUGGCCUGGCUGGAGGUGGCUACGAAAACCCCGUGGGGCAGCAGGCGGAGCAGGCAGCCAACGGAGCCUGGGACCGCCACUCACAUUCCUCCAGCUUCCACUCUGCUGAUGUCCCCGAGGCCUCAGGCGGCCUGAACCUGCUGCAACCAAGGCCCGUGGUUCUACAGGGCAUGCAGGUGCGCCGGGUGCCCCUGGAGAUCCCAGAGGAGCAGACACUGAUGGAGGAGGCACCGCCCCGUGCCCAGCACAGCUACAAGUACUGGCUCUUUCCCGGCCGCUGGACCUCUGUGCGCUAUGAGCGGCUUGCCCUGCUUGCCCUGCUGGACCGGACGCGAGGGGUGGUGGAGAACAUCUUCGGCGUCGGACUGAGCAGCCUUGUGGCCUUCCUGGGCUACCUGUUGCUGCUCAAGGGCUUCUUCACUGACAUCUGGGUCUUCCAGUUCUGCCUGGUCAUCGCCUCCUGCCAGUACUCCCUGCUGAAGAGCGUCCAGCCUGAUGCGGCGUCUCCCAUGCACGGCCACAACUGGGUGAUCGCAUACAGCCGUCCCGUCUACUUCUGCAUCUGCUGUCUGCUCAUCUGGCUGCUGGACACCCUGGGCUCAGCCCAGCCCUUCCCCCCCGUCUCUCUCUAUGGCCUCACACUCUUCUCCGCCUCCUUCUUCUUCUGUGCCCGAGACGUGGCUACUGUGUUCACCUUGUGCUUCCCGUUCGUCUUCCUCCUGGGCCUCCUGCCCCAGGUCAACACCUGCCUCAUGUACCUGCUGGAACAGAUAGAUAUGCACGGCUUCGGUGGCACGGCUGCCACCAGCCCGCUCACUGCAGUCUUCAGCCUCUCCCGCAGCCUGCUGGCCGCUGCCCUGCUCUAUGGCUUCUGCCUGGGCGCCAUCAAGACUCCUUGGCCGGAGCAGCACGUCCCUGUCCUCUUCUCAGUCUUCUGUGGCCUCCUGGUGGCGCUGUCCUACCACUUGAGCCGGCAGAGCAGUGACCCCACCGUGCUCUGGUCUCUGAUCCGGAGCAAGCUCUUCCCCGAGCUGGAGGAGCGGAGCCUGGAGACAGCCCGGGCCGAGCCCCCAGACCCUCUGCCAGACAAGAUGCGCCAGUCGGUGCGUGAGGUCCUGCACUCUGACCUGGUGAUGUGUGUGGUGAUCGCCGUGCUCACCUUCGCCAUCAGUGCCAGCACCGUCUUCAUCGCCCUGAAGUCGGUGCUGGGUUUCGUGCUGUACGCGCUGGCCGGGGCUGUGGGCUUCUUCACGCAUUACCUCCUGCCACAACUCCGCAAGCAGCUGCCCUGGUUCUGCCUCUCGCAGCCUGUGCUGAAGCCGCUGGAGUACAGCCAGUACGAAGUGCGCGGUGCCGCCCAGGUCAUGUGGUUCGAGAAGCUGUAUGCCGGCCUACAGUGCAUGGAGAAGUACCUCAUCUAUCCUGCCGUGGUGCUCAAUGCUCUCACGGUGGAUGCCCACACUGUCGUCAGCCACCCGGAUAAGUUCUGCCUCUACUGCCGGGCGCUGCUGAUGACUGUGGCCGGGCUGAAGCUGCUGCGCUCGGCCUUCUGCUGCCCACCGCAGCAGUACCUGACCUUGGCCUUCACCGUCCUGCUCUUCCACUUUGACUACCCGCGCCUCUCCCAGGGCUUUCUGCUUGACUACUUCCUCAUGUCUCUGCUCUGUAGCAAGCUGUGGGACCUGCUGUACAAGCUGCGUUUUGUGCUCACCUACAUCGCGCCCUGGCAGAUCACCUGGGGCUCAGCCUUCCACGCCUUUGCCCAGCCCUUUGCUGUGCCACACUCGGCCAUGCUGUUCAUCCAGGCCCUGCUCUCGGGGCUCUUCUCCACGCCGCUCAACCCCUUGCUAGGCAGUGCCGUCUUCAUCAUGUCCUACGCGCGGCCCCUCAAGUUCUGGGAGCGGGACUACAACACAAAACGUGUGGACCAUUCCAACACCCGCCUGGUCACACAGCUGGACCGGAACCCCGGCGCUGAUGACAACAACCUCAACUCCAUCUUCUACGAGCACUUGACGCGCUCACUGCAGCACACGCUGUGUGGGGACCUGAUGCUGGGCCGCUGGGGCAACUACGGCCCCGGCGACUGCUUCGUCUUGGCCUCUGACUACCUCAACGCCCUAGUGCAUCUCAUCGAGGUUGGCAAUGGCCUCGUCACCUUCCAGCUGCGUGGCCUUGAGUUCCGGGGCACUUACUGCCAGCAGCGCGAGGUGGAGGCUAUUACCGAGGGUGUGGAGGAGGACGAGGGCUGCUGCUGCUGCGAGCCUGGCCACCUGCCACGGGUCCUGUCCUUCAAUGCCGCCUUUGGGCAGCGCUGGCUGGCCUGGGAGGUGACGGCCAGCAAGUACGUGCUGGAGGGCUACAGCAUCAGUGACAACAACGCCGCCUCCAUGCUGCAGGUCUUUGAUCUCCGCAAGAUCCUCAUCACCUACUAUGUGAAGAGCAUAAUCUACUACGUGAGCCGCUCCCCAAAGCUGGAGGCGUGGCUGAGCCAUGAGGGCAUUGCAACUGCCUUGCGGCCUGUGCGGGCUCCUGGCUAUGCUGACUCGGACCCCACCUUCUCGCUGAGCGUGGAUGAGGACUACGACCUGCGCCUUUCUGGCCUCUCUCUGCCCUCCUUCUGCGCCGUGCACCUCGAGUGGAUCCAGUACUGUGCCUCCCGGCGCAGCCAGCCCGUGGACCAGGAUUGGAACUCCCCGCUGGUCACGCUGUGUUUUGGCCUGUGUGUGCUGGGCCGCCGGGCCCUGGGGACAGCCUCGCACAGCAUGUCUGCCAGCCUGGAGCCCUUCCUGUACGGUCUGCACGCCCUGUUCAAGGGGGACUUUCGCAUCACCUCCCCGCGGGACGAGUGGGUCUUCGCCGACAUGGACCUGCUCCACCGCGUCGUGGCGCCCGGGGUCCGCAUGGCUCUCAAGCUCCACCAGGACCACUUCACGUCCCCCGAUGAGUACGAAGAGCCGGCGGCGCUGUACGACGCCAUCGCGGCCAACGAGGAGCGGCUGGUCAUCUCGCACGAGCUGCACAAGGGCUGCGGUGCUGGCUGCAACAGUGGUGGGAACGUGGACGACUCAGACUGUGGGGGGGGCGGCGGCCUGACCUCUCUCAGCAGCAACCCCCCCUUGGCACACCCCACGCCCGAGAACACAGCAGGCAGUGGUGACCAGCCCCUCCCACCAGGCCCAGGCUGGGGGCCGCGGCCCUCCCUGAGUAGUUCUGGUGACGGGCGGCCUCCCCCUCUGCUGCAGUGGCCUCCUCCUCGGCUCCCUGGACCACUCCCUGCCUCACCCGCCCCUACUGAGGGUCCCCGGCCUUCACGACCCCCAGGCCCUGGCCUCCUCAGUUCUGAGGGCCCCAGCGGAAAGUGGAGCCUGGGGGGUCGGAAGGGGCUGGGAGGAUCUGAUGGGGAGCCAGCCUCAGGGAGCCCCAAAGGAGGUACCCCCAAAUCUCAGGCGCCUCUAGACCUCAGCCUCAGCCUCAGCCUCAGCCUCAGCCUGGACGUGAGCACUGAGGCCUCACCCCCCCGAGCUGCCCAGGACAUUCCUUGCUUGGACAGCAGUGCCCCUGAGAGUGGCACGCCUACUGGGGCCCCAGGCGACUGGCCUGCCCCCACUGAGGAACGUGAGAGCCCGGCAGCCCAGCCCUUGCUGGAGCACCAAUACUGAGCAGCCUGGCGCCCGCUGGGUCUCACACCAAGAUUCAGUUACUCGGACCCCCUCUGCUGCCUCUGGCCCUCUCUGCUGGACCACGGAAUUGAGUGGCGUUGGCUUCCACAUCUGAGCCCUGGCCUCUGGCUGCCUCAGCCAGAGAAUCAGAACUGAAUGGCCCGGACCUCGACCCCUGAUCUCAUCCCUAGUCCAGGGCCUGGCCUCCCCAGACGGAGGCAGUCAGCCUCCUAGCCAGGCCCUAAGAGCCAAACCAUGGGCUGGUCCCGCUUUGAGCCCGUGGCCAGGACCACUUCUGCCCCUGGGCUUGCACUGCCUGCAGGGGUGGCCCCCUUGGCCUGGACCUGGGGCCUGAAUGAGGGAACGGUGGUUUCUUUCUUUCUUUUUUUUUUUUUUUUGGUCAUUUUUUUUCGUGCUUCGGAGACACCAGAAUUAAUAACACUAUUUUUGAUUUUG